AUGAGGUUUGAGGUACCGUUCAACCUUGAAGUGGAUGUUAUAUGCAACUCACAGGUAGCACUUUCAGCAGCAUUGGAUGCUCUAGAAAAGUUCAGUCCUGAUGAUUUAAUAUGUAAAAGGCCAUCUCCUAAUCCUUUCCAAGUAUUCCAACAAGAGGUUUUAUCCGGUAACAAUGUGCCUCGAAGUUUUGAGUCUGAUGGUUAUGACGACCUUGAAUCAACCAGACAGACAUUGAACCACUUCAAUAGGGAAUUACAAGAUGUUCUACAGGAUCAGUUCUCCAGUAAGCUCCAAUUGCAGAAUGAUCAAGUGGAUACGUUAAUAGCACAGGAAUUAGAAAGACGGCAAAUAGAAGCCGAGAGAGUACGCAGAGCCGAGGAAGAACGCAAACGUAAAGAAGAAGAACGGAAGCGACAGGAACAGCUAGAACUAGAACGCAAACGAAAACUAGAACUAGAAGCCAAACGAAAAGCAGAAGAAGAGAAACAACGAGCCGAAUGUGAACGGAAGGCAAAGGAAGAAGCAGAGAAACAAAGGCAGGCUGAAGAAGCUAAAAAGAAGGCUGAAGAAGCAAAAGUGAAAGCUGAAAAGGACCGUCAAACCAAAUUAGCUUUAGCCAAUCAAAAUAAGUCUAUUACCAAUUAUGAUAGUAUUGCAGAGAAGUUUGCAAAGUAUAAACAAGAUAUCAAAGAUAUUAAAGAAAAUGUCAAGGUUUCCAUGGCUAAUAAUCCCCCAUUAACUAAACUAGUUAACCCAUACAAACGGAAACUCAAUGCCAAAUUUGGUCAGUUAUCAAACUCUUUGGCUCAAUGGCAAGCAGUACAGGGAGUCAUUCAUGAAGUAUUGGAAAUGGCAUCACAAGCUCCCGACCAACUUGUAUUCAAAUGGCUAUUGAAUUUCGUGGCUAAAGCCAUAAUUGAUCAAGCAGAAACUGAAGUGGUGACAUCGCCAAAUAUGGCUGUACCUUUAGGGAUGCUUGCUAUGAAGUUAUUACUUAGUUUUCCUCAAUUGGAGUACUACCUAACAGCCAGAUUCGUCAAGAAAUGCCCUUAUAUUUUAGGGUAUAACUGUUCCAUUGAUACUGAAAAUGGAAGAUAUAAUAUGGGAUGGAAAAGACGAGACCAGAAUUGGGAAGAUGAAGUCAAAUAUGAAGAAAGAGUCUCUGGAAUAGCCUCUGUAUGGGCCGUGAUGACAACCUUGGCACCCAAAGAUCUUUCUAGUGAAUUCUGGUUCUAUUCCAUGUCCAAUUGUUGGAGUUUUGUUGCAAGACUACUCAACUUGGAUUCAAGCUUACUCUUGAGUACUCAUUUUUCUAUUGCUGCAAAUUGGUGGGAAGCAGGUGCUGAACAUUUUGCUAAUACCUAUGGCAAACAGGCUCACAAGCUUUUGAUCACUCUAUUAACUGAAUGGCCCUUGAGUGUAAGCAAUCAGAAAUUUGCCGGAGCCGCAAGAUUGUUGAUCAUUGGUGAAGAGUUUAUGAAAACAGGAAAAUUUGAAAAGUUAAAACCCAUGGAACAAUGA
Molecule: messenger RNA, 1521 nt
Organism: Lizanozyma spartinae
Lineage: Eukaryota; Fungi; Ascomycota; Pichiomycetes; Serinales; Debaryomycetaceae
Gene: GLE1
Product: nucleoporin
Exons: 1
Coding region: 1-1521 (506 amino acids)
Biological process (GO): regulation of translational initiation; poly(A)+ mRNA export from nucleus; regulation of translational termination
Cellular component (GO): nuclear pore; cytoplasm; nuclear pore cytoplasmic filaments
Molecular function (GO): phospholipid binding; inositol hexakisphosphate binding; translation initiation factor binding
Source: RefSeq, a predicted model, not a curated record